AUGGAUAACCCGAAUAUCUUUACGCAGACGUACCUUUUCCCUUUUGCGGAGUGGGUCAAGAACUUUCGGAAAUCUGGAAAGCAGGAGACUUUGAGGCUCAUGGCUUCGGAAGAUACCCCUGUCGGUAUCGUUGAUAGAAAUGAGGCUGGAAUCUUCGCAGCCUUUCUCCUCGCCCAGGAUGACAUUACACCCUAUCACAACGCGAAUUACAAUUUGAAUGCAACAGAGGAUAUCGAUUUGUCAUUCGCUGACCGUCUGGCAGCCGAGACUUCGGGAUCAAGGACCGUUAUCCUGUCGAUCAAGCGUGCUUUGAAAACGGCCUUAGAAGGGAAGUGCAUGGCUUCUACGACGAGUGGAGAAGUCGUUCGACUUUGUACACCGAAACGUGCGCCUGCCGAAAUGUUUGGGACAAUGUUGGAGAAACAGGAAUACGCCUCUCGUUCCAAGGCGCGAACGGUGCAGUUGUGAACCAGGAAGCUAGACGCGUCUAUCAGUGCCAUUAUUCUAGUUUAUUUCGCUUUCGAAUGUAUAAGACAAUGCUUAAACAAAGCGACUACGG
Molecule: messenger RNA, 559 nt
Organism: Dissoconium aciculare CBS 342.82
Lineage: Eukaryota; Fungi; Ascomycota; Dothideomycetes; Mycosphaerellales; Dissoconiaceae
Exons: 3
Coding region: 1-468 (155 amino acids)
Source: RefSeq, a predicted model, not a curated record